AUGGCAGAGUCACUGCUUCUCCCUCUAGUCCGCGACGUGGCUGGCAAGGCCGCAGACGCACUCGUCGAGACAGUGACCCGCAUGUAUGGCCUUGACGACGACCGCCAAACGCUCGAGCGGCAUCUACUAGCAGUCGAGUGCAAGCUGGCCAACGCUGAGGAGAUGAGCGAGAAAAAUCCCUAUGUCAAGAGCUGGAUGAAGGAGCUCAAGUCCGUCGCCUACCAGGCCGACGACGUGCUCGACGACUUCCAGUACGAGGCGCUGCACCGCCAAUCUAGGAUUGGCAAGUCCACUACUCGAAAGGCACUCAGCUACAUCACGCGCCACAGCCCGCUGCUCUUCCGUUUUGAAAUGAGCAGGAAACUCAAGAACGUCCUCAAGAAGAUCAAUAAGUUGGUUGAGGAGAUGAACAAAUUUGGCCUGGAGAAUUCUGUCCAUAGGGAGAAGCGGCAACAUCCUUGCCGGCAGACGCACUCAAAACUGGAUGACUGUACCAAAAUCUUUGGAAGAGAUGAUGAUAAGACGGUGGUGGUCAAGCAACUGCUGGACCAACAAGAUCAGCAGAAGGUGAAGGUAUUGCCCAUCUUUGGGAUGGGUGGUCUUGGCAAGACGACUCUUGCUAAGAUGGUGUAUAAUGACCAAGAGGUCCAGAAAAAUUUCCAGUUGAAGAUGUGGCACUGUGUGUCAGACAACUUUGAUGCCACUGCUCUUUUGAAAUCCAUCAUUGAGUUGGCUGUAAAUAAAAGAUGUGACAUUCCUGACACCAUUGAGUUGUUGCGAAAGCAACUUGAGGAAAUCAUUGGCCAGAAGAGAUUUUUACUUGUUCUCGAUGAUGUUUGGAAUGAAGAGAAGAGAAUGUGGGAGGAUGAACUGAAGCCACUAUUGUGUUCUGUUGGUGGACCAGGAAGUGUUAUAGUGGUCACAUGUCGAAGCAAACAAGUGGCCUCUAUAAUGUGCACUGUCAAGCCCCACGAGCUAGUAUUUCUGAGUGAAGAAGACUCAUGGGAAUUGUUUUUGAACAAAGCAUUUAGCAAUGGUGUAAAUGACCAACCAGAGUUGGUCGCCAUCGGAAGGCGUAUUGUCAAUAAAUGUGGGGGGUUGCCUCUUGCUCUCAAGACAAUGGGCGGAUUGCUGAGUUCAAAGCAAAAAGUACAGGAAUGGAAGGCCAUCGAAGAAAGUAACAUUGGGGAUAAUGAUGGAGGCAAAUAUGAAGUCAUGCCCAUACUGAAAUUAAGCUACAAACACCUAUCACCUGAAAUGAAGCAAUGUUUUGCAUUCUGUGCAGUUUUUUCCAAGGAUUAUGAGAUGGAGAAGGAUAGGUUGAUCCAACUAUGGAUGGCAAAUGGCUUUAUUCAUGAAGAGGGAACAAUGGAUUUAAUUCAGAAAGGAGAAUUCAUUUUCGAUGAGUUGGUUUGGAGGUCCUUCCUCCAAGAUAAGAAAGUGAUAGUCAAAUCUGCUGUCUAUUGGGGUGGCACAAAUUAUGAGACAAUUGUAUGUAAAAUGCAUGACUUAAUGCAUGAUCUAGCAAAAGAUGUCACAGAUGAAUGUGCAAGUGUAGAAGAAUUGUCUCAGCAAAAAGCAUUGUUAAAAGGUGUUUGUCACAUGCAAAUGUCAACGGCCGAAUUGCAACAAAUCAGUGGGUUAUGCAAAGGCAGAACAUACCUCCGCACGAUGUUAGCUCCUUCGGAAUCACGGGCGGAGCAUACUUAUAAUUUUCUGAGCAGAUCACACAAAGAUAUUAAGGAGUUGCAACAGGUAUUGGCAUCACUAAGAGCAUUGGAUUGCUCCCCUUCUCUAAUUGUCAUUUGCAAGGCCAUAAAUGCAAAACAUUUACGGUAUCUUGACCUCUCUUGGUCAGACAUCAUUAGUUUGCCAGAUUCAGUAUGUAUGUUGUAUAAUCUGCAAACACUGAGGCUCAUAGGUUGUCAAAAGUUGCAGCAGUUACCACAAAACAUGGCAAGAUUGAGAAAGCUCAUCCAUCUUUAUCUAUCUGGUUGUGAUCGUCUCAGAAGUAUGUCCCCAAAUUUUGGUGUACUGAACAACCUUCACAUAUUAACAACAUUUGUUGUGGGUACUGGAUAUGGUCUCGGGAUAGAGCAGCUCAAAGACUUGCAACACCUGAGCAAUAGGCUGGAACUGCUGAAUUUGAGCAAGAUAAGGAGUGGCAAGAAUGCAAAAGAAGCCAACCUCAAUCAGAAGCAAAAUCUAACUGAGUUGUUAUUCUCUUGGGACCAAAAAGUAGGUGAUGGGCCUAGAGAUAUGGCCUGCAAUGUGGAAGAAGUGUUGCAGUGUUUAGAACCUCACAGUAAUAUCCAAAAUUUGGAGAUACGUGGAUAUGGCGGCCUACGAAUAUCACAAUGGAUGAGAAAGCCUCAGAUGUUUAACAGUUUGAAAGAACUCGAAAUGUCCGAUUGCCCAAGAUGCAAGAGUAUACCCGUCGUAUGGUUCUCGGUCACUCUGGAGAUUUUGUCCUUACAAAAGAUGGAUAACCUGACCACAUUAUGUAAUAACCUUGAUGUUGAAGCCAGAGGAUGCAUUACCCCUCUGCCAAUUUUCCCUGGGUUGAAGAGGAUGGAGUUGAUUGAUUUACCAAGCCUGGAGAUAUGGGCAGAAAAUAGUGUGGGAGAGGCUAGUGAUAGCUUGGUAACGUUCCCGAUGCUUGAAGAGCUAAAGAUCGAAAAGUGCCCUAAGCUUGCAAGUAUUCCAGUGAUCCCCAAUAUCAGCGAGUUGACAAUAGUUAGAGUUCACAGUACUACAGUCAGUUUAGUUUUUAUGAGCAUCCAAUUGGGCUCUUGGCCAUUUCUCGCCAAGUUAACUCUUCGGUCUCCAGGAGACAUACCCAUGUUGUCUCUAGACGCCCAGCAAAGCCAAAGUCAAAUACCUCUUGAAAAACUGAAGCAUUUGUAUCUGGGAGGCCCCAACAGCUUGGUCAGAAGCUCUCGAUUGUCCAGAUCACAACUUAUGGUUUGGAAAUGCUUUUCGUUUGUGGAAAAUCUGACGAUUAGCAGUUGCAGCAAUCUUGUCCGCUGGCCAACAGAGGAGCUUCGGUCCUUGGAUUGCCUCCGCUCUCUAUAUAUCAGGUAUUGUCACAACCUGGAGGGGAAAACUUCGUCGUCUGAGGAGGAGGCCCUUCCGUUGUCCCUAGAGGCACUGAUGAUUUUAGGCUGCCUCAGUGUGGUAGCACUGCCUUCGAACCUCGGGAAUCUGGCAAAACUGAGAAGUCUCGAAGUGAAUUUCUGCAGUGGCCUGAAAGCGCUGCCGGAUGGGAUGUGUGGCCUCACUUCUCUUAGGCGAUUGAGUAUUAUGGGUUGUCCAGCUUUGGAGGAAUUCCCGCAUGGUCUCCUGGAGCGGUUGCCCGCCCUCGAAAGCUUGAGCAUAGGAGGCUGCCCGGAGUUGAAAAGACGAUGCAGCGAAGGUGGGGAGUAUUUCCACUUGCUCUCCUGCAGGUGGGAAUCUCUGAAAGACUCCACGGCAUAA
Triticum turgidum subsp. durum (durum wheat) is the source of this 3477-nucleotide messenger RNA. Lineage: Eukaryota; Viridiplantae; Streptophyta; Magnoliopsida; Poales; Poaceae. The record is from the annotation of a GenBank genome assembly.